AUGUUCAGUUCAAUCCCAAAAAAUGACUUCUUGCCUCUGUUUUUAUAAAUCUGGAAUUGCGUCGUGUCUUUUAGAUUAUGAGACGGAAGGAGGGUACCUCGCUUGGUCUUGGAAAACUGGUACUAAGACUAGCGUUGAGGACUAUGUCUGGAGCGUUGGUUUCUACGGAUUAAGCCCUCUUGACGAGGUGCGUGGUCCGAAUGGCAAAGGAUGUGUCACUUUCAAGUAUUCGUUCAAGACUCAAAGGAGAGGAUUCCUCACUCUCAAACUGAUGCAAGUGAAGCUGCAUUCACCUGUAAGACUGGAUGCCAUAUCAUCGUCUGAAAUUUGGUCUGAAGUCGCGAGAUAUCGGCGUAUUGGUCGGAGAAAUCAGCGGGUGUGGGAGCAAGUCUCAGUUCUUUGGGAUGUUUCGAGUCCAUUCUUGCUUGAAUUUGUCUCAUCUGUAGAGAACGGAGUUGGCGAGUAUUCAGUGAAAAUCGACGACUUCGAACUUCAAUACACACCCUGCAAGAACCCGAGCAAGCAAGACCCGAAAGUUGACAGUGGAGGGAAUACAAGCCCAUUCGGUUGGGUCAAGAGGAGUCUUUCCGCCUCAUCGGGAUGGUGCCCAAAAUCUCUUUUCAGAGCUUCUAAAUCAAAGUCGUCCACCCGGUCCAAUUCUAGAUCGUUUGCAAGUUCGUCUUCGAAAUCGUCGUCAGGAUCAGCAUCAAAUCAUUCGCUUGGCUCAAACAAGGCGUGACUGAAAACAUUUUCAAAGGUCGAUUUCCGGCGCGCAAUGUCUCACAAUGUAUAGCAUGUCAUUUAUUUAAGAGUGUAUAACAUUAAAUUUUUCCCUCGGUAGACACGCUUUUUAUUUCUUUUGGAUGUAUAAAUUAUAAUGCCAGAACUGUAUGGCAACUGUUCAACGACUGUUUUAACUAUUUCAAUGGUAUAGCCGCGUGCGAGUAGAUGAUAAAUCAUAACAU
Molecule: messenger RNA, 965 nt
Organism: Bemisia tabaci
Lineage: Eukaryota; Metazoa; Arthropoda; Insecta; Hemiptera; Aleyrodidae
Cellular component (GO): membrane
Source: RefSeq, a predicted model, not a curated record